Molecule: messenger RNA, 1479 nt
Organism: Yamadazyma tenuis ATCC 10573
Lineage: Eukaryota; Fungi; Ascomycota; Pichiomycetes; Serinales; Debaryomycetaceae
Biological process (GO): carbohydrate transport; transmembrane transport
Cellular component (GO): membrane
Molecular function (GO): carbohydrate:proton symporter activity
Source: RefSeq, a predicted model, not a curated record
AUGGUUGUUUUGUUAGAUCUUGUGCCCAUAAUAUGUGCCACCAUCAAUGGGGCCACCAUGGGAGUGGAUCAAUCGAUGAUGAACAACUUAAACAUUAUCGACCAGUAUAUAGAAUACUUUGACUUGGAUGCAAACUACGAAGGAUUGUUCUCUGCUGCAAUUAACAUCGGGUCUGUGGUUGGAGGUUUUUUUGCUUCCCAGCUCAUCGACCUCAAACUGGUUGGGAGAAAAGGUGGUAUUCUUAUUAGUUGUUUGAUCACCUUUGUUGGUGUAGCCUUGCAAACAGCUGCACAGAACAGAGCCAUGUUUGUGAUUGCUAGAAUUAUCAUCGGAAUAGCAGUGACGGUAAAUGCAGUUGCCGCACCUACUUACGUCGCAGAACUUGCCAAGCCUCAGAAUAGAGGCCUUGUUUCGGGAAUUUACAUGUCUUCUUGGUAUUUUGCAGCCAUUAUCACCACUGGAAUUGCGUUAGGAACAUACACAAGAUCAGACUCCUGGGCCUGGAGAGGAAUCUCUUUGUGGCAGAUCACUCCUUCUGUAUUGGUGUUGCCACUUUUGGCAUUUAUUCCUGAAACCCCUCGGUUUUUGGUCUACACUGAUCGUCCUGAUGAGGCAUUGAAAGUGCUCAUCAGAUACCACGGAAAUGGAGAGAGAACACCAUUAGUCGAAGCUGAAUUUGAAGAAAUCCGUCAGACAUUACAGUACGAGAAAGAAUCCAACAUUGGCUGGUUGGAUAUGUUAAGAACUCCAGGAAACAGAAAAAGAGUGUGGAUUAUCUUCUGGAUGGGGGUAUUUUCUAUGCUUUGCGGAACCAAUAUAGUCAGCACCUACCUUGGUCUUUUCUUAGAUUAUGCUGGUAUCACCUCCACCAGAAAGCAGAUUGUCAUAAACUUGACAAUGCAAGUAGUGAACCUCUUCUUUGCUAUUGCUGGUUCCUAUUUUACUGACGGCUGGGGAAGAGUGCCCAUUUUGUUCUGGUCCACUAAUUUGAUGGCUAUUACUUUGUUCUUGAUGGGUGGAUUAGUCAAAUUAUAUUCAGAUGGACACAGCACCAACGGUACCAACGCCGUGAUUUUCUUGGUUUACUUGUUCUCUGCCGUGUAUUCUUUCUCCUUCACUCCGUUGUGUGUUUCCUACCCGGUUGAAAUAGUGAACUACUCCAUCAGAACAAAAGGUAUGGCCUUUUCUCAGAUUGUGACAUUUGGAUUUGGGUUCUUUAACCAGUACGUGAUUCCACUUGCUAUGGAUGCCAUUUCAUGGAAGUUCUACAUCAUUAAUGCUUGCUACAACAUUGUGCAAGCGGUCAUCAUCUACUUUUCUUUUGUGGAAACCAAGGGGUUAUCUUUGGAAGAAAUUGACGAAGUGUUUGAUGGAGUGUUGCACACGGAUGUGAGAAUUGGAACCGCCCAUUACGGGGAAGACGAAGAGAAUGUUAUCGUUGAGGCUGUUGACGCUGAGGACAAGAGCAGCAAGAGUUGA